UGCGGUUACUUUUAAAUGAAUCACUGGAAGGAAAAGGAUUAUUGAACCUGGACAAAACAAUUCCACUGAAUAACGCAGCCCGGUCCAACUUAGUCAGGAUUAUAGGCACUGCUAUAUUGCGACAAGACCCCAAUCAAACUGUACGAUCAUCUGUCUAUGCUAAUUGGGCACAUUCAAUUAUAGAUUUAUUUCCCCUUGAAAAAACAACAGUCUAUUAUCACACAAAGCUGGUGGAAUCAACAAGGGGGAUAACGACACGAUUAGCUGGUAAACUACCAGAUCAAGUGCAUAAUUUAAAAAGAAAGUACAGGGAGUCUGGUAUUAUAGUAGAAAAGCGUCGGCGAGAUUCUAGAUCUACAGACUCCUCGCCAUCACCUUGCCUUCGUCUUCCAGACGGAAUAAGCCACGAAGAGAACGCAGAAGAAAAGCUAUUGUGGUUGCAAAAUUCUUCCGAGCCCUGGACAGCCGUGGAACAAAAAUGGAUUGAAACUACACAGGCAAGGCUGCUACAGUCAAAAGAGUUGACCAUAGGACAGUAUUUCAAUGAGUAUAUGGCCCUUAAAAAACCCAAAGGAUACCUUCUGCUACAAAAAGAUUUUGAACACCUAUAUACGGGAAAAUAUACAGAUAUCAUUGAAACAUUCCCCACUUUAAAGCCGAAAAUCUUUGAGUUUGCAAAGACACGCAAGAACAGCAGCAAGGACAAAAAUCUGGAGCUUCUUUUAUCUUUGGAGCAAGGCUCGGAGGACACAUCAAAUAUUGCCUGUUUCUUGUUGAUACCGUCUCUGCUGGCCGUCACUAGCGUCAGAUUAAGGAAUACCUCCAAAAAGAUCUGGCGUCCUUCAAAGGCGGAAUCAACGGCCGGAUUCAUUCUCCAUGUAAGGUGCGAUUCUGAAAUUCGAAAUGCGGUAAAAACUAAACAAAAUAAAUUUCAAGAGUUAGGGCUUACUGUGCAGCCGUUUAUAAUCAUUGUAGGUGAAUCAUUAGAAAAAAUAAAAACAUAUUUUAUAGUAAUUAAUGAAAUAUAUUAUACUGUGUCAAGCAUACUCACAGCAGUUAGCUUAUGUUUUAAAAUCACCUGGGUCGUCAACGCUCAGUACCCUGUUGAGUGCCACAGCACGUGGAUGUUUAUUCAAGCAGCAUUUUUUAAAUUUAGGACUAAGUUUGAUAGCAACUCUACCUCGGCUUUAACGCUUUUGGGAGAGUUAGGCAUUGACUGUUGAGUUUUAUCUUAAGCAACUAAAACAAUGCCUGUGACUCUAGAUGUUGAUAAAUGUCUAACUAAAAGUGAUUUCCAGUUACUAAAGGAGUCAAACUGGCCUUGGACAAACACCCAUUUCAUUUUGUCAAAAAAUUGUUAUAAUUGUGGUUUUAUCUCGGUUUGUAAUGAAUAUCAACCAGCACAUUUUAAUAUACUGUACCAAGAACAUGUGAAAAUAUUACUGUACUUAAAUUUUUUUUGGUGCAAAAAUUGUUUAGAAUAUACUAUUUAUGAUCAUUAUCCUGCUGAAGAAUGUGAUUUUUGUUUUGAUAAAGAUUAUAAUUCAUAGGU
Messenger RNA from Cydia pomonella (codling moth), 1552 nucleotides. RefSeq lists its product as uncharacterized. The transcript has 3 exons. The record is from RefSeq and is a predicted model, not a curated record. Lineage: Eukaryota; Metazoa; Arthropoda; Insecta; Lepidoptera; Tortricidae. The coding region runs from base 552 to 1223 and encodes 223 amino acids.